Chenopodium quinoa (quinoa) is the source of this 711-nucleotide messenger RNA. RefSeq lists its product as uncharacterized. Lineage: Eukaryota; Viridiplantae; Streptophyta; Magnoliopsida; Caryophyllales; Amaranthaceae. The record is from RefSeq and is a predicted model, not a curated record. The transcript has a single exon. Bases 1 to 711 code for a protein of 236 amino acids.
AUGGGAAAAUUUGAAUCUUACACCCCUCUCACCUUACCACGUACUAAGAUCUUUAGUGCGACGAGGGAAGAGGGAAGAUUCAAGAAACCAAAGUCGCCUCCUUCUUGGCAUCAGAAGAAGGGGAAGGAUCAUUGGUGCGGGUUUCAUGAAUCCCAUGGGCAUCGCACCGAAGACUGCCUUCAGCUGAAGGACCAGAUUGAAGAGCUGGUCCAGAAAGGGUACUUAAAGAAAUAUGUCGCGGAACGCCGCGAAGAAAAGAAAGCUGAGAGAGAUUCUCGGCAGGACCUGGAUUAUCACCGGAAAAGGGACAAACCUCCCGUCAGGACAUCCUCACCAUUUCUGGGGGGUAUUUCUCGAAAUGCGCUGAAACUCCAUCUAAGGGGGCUGACCCAUCAGAUCCAUCACGCCGAAUUCCGAAAGCCACAGUCCCCGGUGCCGAACAUGAUGUUCACAUCCGAAGACUGCAGGGGGGUGGUGUACCCCCAUGAUGACCCAUUGGUUAUCAUGACGAGCAUCGCAAACCACAACGUCUAUCGGACACUGGUAGACGGUGGCAGCAGAGCGAAUAUACUUUUCCGAAAAGCAUUAUUCCAGUUGAAAUUGGAGAGCAGGCACUUAACUCCAGUUCCCUACCCAGUGACUGGAUUCAACGACUCUUCUUCAUAUCCAGAUGGGAAAAUUCUUCUUCCCGUCAGCCUCGGCCAAGACUGA